AGCUUCGACGGAGGGAAAGUCGCGGCUCGAACGACGCGACUCGAGCGGGAUAAGCGAAAGAGAGAAGGGUGGGUGCUAGUGAUGAAGAAGUAGGCUGACGAUGUACGGUCGUGAGGGGGUGACGCGGCGUGGAAGGGUCGCACGCUGCGACGCUGCACGAGAGGGCGGAUGUCAGUCCACGUUCGAACGGUCGCCGGUAUGGGCGCGUGAACGGAUCCAGUCUCGGUCGGACCGCGUUUCUCUUUCGCCACCCUUCGCGGUUUUCCGCGACAAAAACUCGAUAAACCGGCGAUGUCUGAGAUACGCGAUCAAAGAUGACCGAGAGAGAAAGAGAGAAAGUGCGUGCAGAGAAAAGGCGCAGAAAGUCGAUCCAAUGGGAUAUGGUCAUCGGUGCGAUGCACGCGGCGUGUCGUUGAAGACUCGGAUGUGUCGCUCGAAACAGGGUUUUUCGAUUGAUUAAUAUUUAUUUUGAAAAUUACGCAACCAACAAUCUUUUGAUAUCAUGUAUUGGUACACAGAAAAAAAAAUGUAUAUUGAAAAGAAACCAGACUUCUCUACAAUUUCAUAUCUAUAUGAUUUUAAGCAUAAUUAUUGUCAAUACACAUCGAUAGAGCUAUGGUACGUUGUCAGUAUCUAUUAUCCGUGAUAACGUGCUUUAUAUAGAGAAUAAUAACCACAAAUUUUUGAUACAUGACACAUGAUACGUUUGAUAGUGUAAAAUCUCUAUCGUAAAAUUGUCGUAAAAGUAAUCGCGAGCAACUUUUUGCGAAUAAACUCAAAAGCUAAAAUGUGAAAUAUAAUAACUAAAUUGAAGGAAGAAAUCGCGACAUUAGACAGACCGAAGUGAAGCAGUGAUUGUUAAAGUGCGUGCUCCUCAACCUGAAAUCAUGGUCAAGGGCACAACAGUCAAGAACAGCAACGGUGGAUGUUCUCUGCACUGGACCGUUAAUCCCGUCGGGCAACACAGACAUCUUCUUCAGGCGGCCGCCUUCUACCUGGCAGUAUUAGCAAUUUUGUGGUGCAUUCGCGCAUGCAUAUAUCACCGAAUAUCCGAGACCGACCAGGUGGUACUGACUCUGGUGGACACCGCAGCGGCUGGAUUGCAGAAUCUGGCCGAGCCGAAGAUCGAUCAUGAGUUUACUUCGCUCGAUCGAGCAUCGAUCAAGAAUUCUACGUUGUCGGGCAACAGUCAGGUUAGACAAUCCGACCACGUAAAAGAGACUGCACCGACGACGCAGAUUCCGUCGCCGCCGAUCGUCGAUGAGACAACAGAACGAUCAAAUAACACUAAUGUCCUCGGGGACGGCGAGGAAGCGCUUCUACCGAAAAAGAUCACUGCUGAGGAGCCACCGGAGGUUGUAGUGAUCGUAAGAGCGGAGCAAAAAAUCAACACGGACGAAUUGGAACUAAGAGUCGAAGAGGAGGAUACUAGUCAAACUCAGGUACCCGAGGAACUGUCGUCGAAGAUCGACGACACCUUCGCCACGGCACCAGAAUUGAAUGACACGGCGGCCAGAGCACGAUUGGUCGGCGACAGCAGGGAUGAGACCGCAGCGGCGAUUCUGAACGGACUCGUCACUUCAGGUCCUACUGAGCCCCAUGAGGAUAUACCGUCUUUUAGCGAGUGGGCACAGAAGCGUUUGGAGGAGGCUGAAAAGAAGAAAACUCAUCCGAACGCUUCCGUACAGACCCCAGGUAGUCCAGGACGAGGAGUAAGCGGCAUGAAAAUUCGCAACAAGAAUUACGCUUCUCCCGACUGCGGUGCCAAGAUUGUGGCAGCCAAUCCUGAGGCGAGUAGCGCUAAGAACGUCUUGGUAUCUACGCGAGACGAAUAUAUGCUGAAUGCUUGCACGUCACGCGUUUGGUUUGUCGUCGAAUUGUGCGAAGCGAUACAAGCAAAGAAAAUCGAGUUAGCGAACUUCGAGCUCUUUAGUUCGUCGCCAAAGGACUUUUCCGUCUACGUGAGUGAUCGAUUUCCCACCAAGGAUUGGAGUCCGGUCGGUCAGUUUACCGCCAAGGACGUGAAAGACGUUCAGAGCUUCGCUCUACAUCCUCAUUUUUUCGGAAAAUUCAUCAAAGUCGAGCUCCAAUCGCACUAUGGUUCUGAACAUUUUUGUCCUGUCUCAUUGUUUCGCGCUUAUGGCACCAGCGAGUUCGAAGUGUUGGAGACCGAAACGGAGAAUGAGACUUUGGAAGAGAAGAAUCCGGAUGAAGACGAUGACGAGGAUAGUGACGAAGAAGAACUGUUAGAUAGCGAGGGUGGUGACUCACCGAGCAAUCUCUUUGGUAGUGCACGCGAUGCCGUGCUGAAUGUAGUGAAGAAAGCUGCGGAGAUUCUGGUCAAGUCCAGCGGUCUCACCGGAAACAACAUCACACAAAUCCAGCAGAGCAUCGACCAUGGUCACAUCUUGGACAAUUCAUAUACGAGCUGCACGACACCAAGAUACACAAUCCUCUGCGGUAACUGCACCGAUCAAAAAUUUGCCAGUGUUUUCCAGUUGGUUAGCUGUAAGAAUCAGCAGUUGGAUGGUUUGCUUAGGAUUGAUUUGGUGAACAGAACUUUGAGACGAGGAAAACUAUGCGGUCUUCAUGGCGUGGAAAUUCAAUCAUUUUGGCGAGGAAGAGAGGAUGAUAAAACCAGGCACGAUGACACGACAACACACUUUAAUUUAGCGGAAGAUCUUCAGGCGACUUUUUUAACGUCAUUCUUUAAACCUGAAUAUAUCAUAGCAUUGUGCAAUGUUUUGGCAACGAAAGAACGCAAGGUGGUAAUGAAUACGAGCUACGAAAUUUCCGUGAACAAAUCUAAGGAUACCGCUAAGGAAGACAUUUUAUCCACUAAGGAUUCCAACAUCGAGAUCACUUUUCAUCAUCAAUCAUCCUCCACUCUAGAUCUAUGUACUUUGAACUCGAAUCCUUCCGCUUGCAAGUCUGCCGUAUCCUUCCAAGAGGAGCGACAGCAACCAUUAACUCAAGAUAUCAGCAAGGAGAGCGAGAAGAUUACUAACACGACUAUAGAGACUUCUGCCAGCUUUCCGGACAGUUUAGCGUCACAGAUCAAGCCUACGAAGACACUCAGUAAAGAGGACUUGAAAAAGCAGUCCUCCGUACCAAUUUUAGAACCCAGUAAGGAAUUUACCGAGGAAACAUUGCAAUCGCAAGUCCUGACGACUGUUCCACCGCUGUCUAAUCCGACACCAAUAUUGAAGAUUGUUGAGGAGUUGCCGGUUUUAGGAACUCGUCUCGAGACGACACUGCCAAUAAGUAACAUUCCGCUAAUAAACAUUGACAGUCAAGAAAUUGGUGAGACCACUGGCACGGCUGAUACGGAAAGUAUCGAGACUGUUGCGCAAGUUAAAACGGACAAGUCGGAAAACGGUGAACAGGAUGGAAGACAAGCGAAAGAUCAAAAUGAGCAAGAAGCUCGAUUGUCAUCUCAGGAUAAUCUCUCGUUGGAUUCAUUACUGUCCGAUUUGAAAGAUUUGGAGGUCGAUACGGUUAACAUGCAGAAUGGGGCGUCCAGCUCGUCGCCAACGACUCAACCCACAGCAAAUGUCGUUCCUCAGAAAGAGUCUGUUUUUCUCCGAUUGUCCAAUAGAAUUAAGAUUUUAGAAAGAAAUAUGUCACUUAGUGGGCAAUAUUUGGAGGAAUUAAGCCGUCGCUACAAAAAGCAAGUCGAAGAAAUGCAGCGCUCAUUGGAGCGUGCGGUAGCUGCUAUGGGCGAAGAAUCUCGAAAGGGUGAGGAGCGCGAUGUGAAAAGAGCGGAAGAAAUCGCUACUUUAAAGGAAGAAAUUAUUAUACUCUCUAAAUCGGUCGAAACUCUUCUCUACGAUCGGGACAGUUGGCGCAGUCGAAUAUCUGCGAUUAUUCAGCAUGCUUUGCUAAUCUGUCUGGAAGUUGUUGUUAUUAUCUUGGUACUCUCUUAUUGUCGUCGAAGAGAAGAUUUUGAGGAAGAAAAACUGGAAUCGGACUCGAGGGACACUAUGCGUCGAAAGAGCGCGGAAAACUUUAGUUCUCACGCGGCGGCGAAGAAAAUGAAGAAGCGGCGACCCAGUGAAAUUGCUUCUCACAUUAGCGGCACGUAUCACGAGUUGAUGAUCGAUGAUCGACCCUACGAGACAAAGAAAGAGCGAAAGAAAAAACGAAAGAAAGAAGCGACUGCCGCGAGUGCUAAAGCAAUAAUUAAUACCGACGCGAGGCAAGAAGUUCGUUACAAGAAUAUGAUUCCCGGUGGUACGACGUUGCCAUUGAGAAGAGCGUCGUCCACAGAUCGGCCACACUUCGAAGAAUCGCAGGAUUUGGUUGGCAAGAGACCGGAAUCCGCAUCCGAAACUGCCAUCGGUUGGUUCGAUGAUCAAACAGAAAGAAUAGAACGAAUCGCGCCACAGGAUAAAGCCGAGAUGGAAUCCAGAGCGAGUUCCGAGCUUGGCAAACCUAAUGUGUCAUUAGUGGUCACAAACAGGCCUAUCGAGAGAUCAGGCCCGUGUACGACCACGGUCGAGCGGAAACUUGAGAAAAAUGGCUCGUUCAGAGCUGGGAGUAUCCUCAAGGGCGCGAGAUUGAGCUCGCCAUCCUUUAUGAAAACUGCCCUAGGUGCGAGAAGCAAGAGGAAGUUCUCCACGAAUUCUACCGAGAAAUGGGAGUGGAGCCAAGAUUUGGAGCAUUCAAACGUCAGGUCUUCCCAGUCCAGUCCCACGGACUUCAAGACGCUGUCGCAAAUCAUCAGUGAUCGUGCCAACGGUAGUUCCGCGAACGGUUUGGUGAUCGAGGAAAGCGACGAAUCGAGAAGCAGUAGCGCUACACCUACGUCGAUCAAGAAGGAGAAGAGGAGUGCCGGUUUGAAAAAAAUGGUAAGAAAGUUUUUCUGAUUGAAAUAGAAUUUAGUUUUUCUGAUUGAAAUACCGUGAAUAAAAGCUGAACUGGAUCAUCACUGUUUGCAUCGAAUUGAUCGUCGUAUAGAUAUUGCGUACUCGUGAGAGUUUUAAGUUUGACACCUUGCUUCGUUGACUUUUAUUCCAAUUUCCUCUAUUUUUUCAUUUAAAUCUACUAUUUGAAUUACUAAAAGAAUACAGGCUUUAUUUGUUAUUGCACGAUAAAUUAAUUAAUUUAAGGCGGAAAUGCAAGGCAUUGGACCGAGAGAUCUCACAAAUUUAACCAAAUGUAUAGAUAUGCGCACGUAUUUUAUGAAGAAUGAAAAGUAGCCAAGUGGAACUGAGAAAACUUAUCAUAGUUAUGAUAUAGAAAUAGUUUGAGUACGAUAUUUAUUUCACAGUUACUAGUCUUUCUGUCGAUGAAUAAACGGUGUGUGUUAAUUAUUUAAAUCAAUUAAAGUUUAAUCCUUUUCUUAUUAAAAAGACUGCAUGUAUAUUUGAAGAAUGUAUUAUAUCUUAGAAAGGGAGAUAAUUUACACAACAUUUUGAAGUGUUACGGAUUGAAAUUAAGGAAAGUCUUUCACAUAAUCGCCUAAAUUCGAGAAAUCUCUUCCUUGUAAGAACGUUUAGCUUUAUGCGCUGUUAGCACAUAAUAACUGCGCUGUACUUACUAAUGAUAAUAGCAUCAUACGUAAUCAAGUUUGGCGUAUAGCGUUAAUGGCGAUUGUAGCGAAAUAAUGUAAAAGUUUAUUAUAAAGCAUACGCAAACGAGAGAUUAAAUGUGAUCCUACCGCUAUGGAAGAUAAGAAAAUAGGAAAACAGAAAAAUAAAAAAAGAUGUGUAAAAAAACAACUUACAAGGAUAAAUUAGUUUACGUAGCAAUCAUAUAUGACUAUGAUUGAUCUUAAUCGAUACAACUGCAGUGACUACAACGGUUUAGAAAAACAUUUUUAUGUUUUAGAUUGGAUUAUAUUUAAUUUUUACCUACGAAUCACAUCCGCCAAAGAAAAAAAACGAAUGACAGAGAGAAUGUGUGUGAACGAAAUGUUGCGAGCAAACUCUUAAAACAUUAACAAUAGCAAUUUACUGUCGCAUAAUCAAAGAGAAUUAAUUUUUGUUGUCAAUGGAACAUGUAAAUACACAAUAGUAUCAAAAGUGAGAAAAGAUGAAAUCUCUCAAUUCUACCAGUGAUUUACACUCAUAUAAUCAUGAUAUAAGGAUAAAAGAAACCUACAGUUACAAUAAGUGAAUUCAACUUUGUUGUUACUGAAUUGUACAUCGAAGGAAUUGAUUAGGAAAUUUCAUAGAAUCAAUAAUCCAUUUUUUUGUAUACAAAGCAUUGUCUUAAAAAUUAGGUUGCUUUUACUUUGGUUUGAAAUUUGUAAACGUAUUGGCAUGGUACUUUAUAAAUGCACUAUGUAUACUUAAUCAAUAUAUAUACAUAUAUAUCCGCUAUUAUCGCUUUAAUUUUCGAUUUUUUAUAUUAAUAUAAAGUUUCAAUGAAAUUGAUUUUUAAUUGACUACAGAAAUUAAACACAAGUUUGGUUUUUCCAUCAAAUAAAUUUUUCUAUUUAAUAUGGAACAUUCAUUGAUGGACUUGUCUGUUGAGUUUAACUAUAAUAUAUGAAAGCGGUAUUUUGUUCUAGCCAUUUCAUGAUUGCUAACAAUAGAGUUCUGUAUACUGUAAUUACAAGAAAGAUAGUUGCAACCAAAAAAUUGCGGUGAUUUUCAUUAUUAAUUUUUCAAGAAGUGAUAUGCUCGAUAAAAUAAUUUAACUGUCUUAUAUUUCUCUUAUUUCCUGUUUCUUUUUUUAUAAAUAAAAGUGAUAAAUAAUAGAUUUUCUUACAUUCAAACUCUUGUUUGUUAUUAUUGUUAGCAAAUUUCUAAAUUUUAUUUACAAAUAAAAAAAAAUUUGAUCUGCCGAAGCUUUUAGACGUUUUUUUCUAUUUGCUCCAUCUUCUUUGAAAUGCGUUAAUCGAUUUGCUUUCUCUGAUAAUCUACCGUCUUCCAACAAUAAUAUGUUAUGUGACGUUUGUUCUAUAGAAAUUUUGUAUGGGUAUACGUAGUGAUUUUAAUAUCAUUCGUCUUUUUCUUUUUUCGAAAUUUAGAUUUACAUCGCAAAUUUAAUACUAAACGUAUCAAUUUCGAUGAUAAGAUAUGCAGUACGACUUUUAUUUAAUUGAAUAAUAAAUAGCCAAUGAUGUGUGUUUAGACUUAAAUAUAAAAUGCACAUGCAGACGUUUCUUUGUCGACAUAUUAACAUUAUAUGCGUUGUAUUUCGGAGAUUAACAACCAUUAUGCCAGCAUUUUGUAUCUGAUAAAGAAAUGCGCUGUGAUAAAACCCUCUUGAGAUUUGCGAAAUGCAACGAUUGCAAUCAAAUUGCAUGCAAAGAAACAGAGGAAAAAAAGGAAAGGAUCGAAAGCAAGAGAGAAAUGAUGAGGAGGGACAAGUGAAUACAGAAUGACUUAAAUGACUUGAAUCUUAAACGUAUGUCCUAUUACUUAACAUGCAUUUAAAGACUAUAAAUAAUAAUUUUCUGAAAUGUACAUAUGGACAAUAGUCGAGACGUGAUUUUUUUAGAGAAUACAUUAUUUUCUAGGUAUAAGUUUUAUUGUCACUCGCAUAUAUUGUCAAUCCACUAAUUAUUUAUGUGCGAUAUGAAAUACUUUAGUAAUUUUACAUCACAGGUUUUUUGUUACUGAUAAUAAGACCAUCACUGUCCUAGCGAAUUUAUAUACGUAAUUUUAAUAAAACAAUGUGAAGGUAACAAUUAAACGCAAACGCGGAACUCAUUUCCUGAACACAUAUAAGUUUUGUUAGUAUGGUAUUAUUUUUUCUAAUUAAAUGUAAAAGAGUAUGCAUCAUCAAUAGACAGUGAAUAAAAAAAAUAAAUUGCAAUUAUUAUACCAGAACGUAUUGUAUUGUAUAUUAUUUAUGUCGUAACUCCCAACUCUGUUUUUGCAAAUUGUAAUUGUAUAUUACUUAAAAUGUUUUUAGAAACGAAAAAAA
This is a messenger RNA of Monomorium pharaonis (pharaoh ant), 7881 nucleotides long. Its product is annotated as SUN domain-containing ossification factor. NCBI's taxonomy places the organism in Eukaryota, Metazoa, Arthropoda, Insecta, Hymenoptera, Formicidae. The transcript is spliced from 6 exons. The coding region runs from base 888 to 4868 and encodes 1326 amino acids. Gene Ontology annotation, cellular component: cytoplasm; membrane. The record is from RefSeq and is a predicted model, not a curated record. Gene Ontology annotation, biological process: protein folding in endoplasmic reticulum.